AUGACCCCAUUCACGUCUGCGUCGACUGGUGAGGAGGUCUGCAAAAUUCUUUCUUCUCACAUCAAUGCACGCAAAGUCUUGAUCACUGGCGUCACUCCAGGAAGUAUAGGAGGCGAAGCGGCAUUUCAAAUUUCGCGACAUGCCCCGUCGCUGCUUGUCCUAGCAGGCCGCAAUACCCAGACCCUCCAGGAACUUGACGAGAAAAUCAAGUUGGAAACACCUAGUGCUAAAACAAGACUGCUUGUUUGCGAUCUAAGCUCCCAAGAAAGCGUUCGCAAGGCCGCUGAGGAGGUCAACGCGUAUCCUGAGACUAUCGACGUUAUGAUCAACAGUGCAGGUGUAAUGGCCACUCCAUACAGUGUCACCAAAGAAGGUUUGGAAUUGCAAUUUGGAACGAAUCAUAUUGGUCAUUUCCUCUUAACAAACUUGAUUCUGGGCAAUUUCCUACAAAAAGGUGCUACAAACAUUAGAGUGGUGAACGUUAGCAGCUCUGGACACAAGAGAGGGCCCGUUCGGUUUGACGAUCCUGGAUUCGAGCAUGGGAAAUCCUAUGACAAGUGGCAGGCCUAUGGGCAAAGCAAGACUGCAAAUAUACUUUUCUCCGUAUCAUUGGCGGAAAAGCUUGGAGCAAAGGGUGUACAGUCGUUCAGUCUUUAUCCAGGCCGAAUGGUUACCGGAAUUGUGAAGCAUCUGUCAAUGGAAGAUUGGCUCAAGGCUGGCUGGAAGCACUCAGAUGGAAGCAUGAAUACCGAUCCAAAGCUGAAAUGGACGACCACAAGGCAUGGUGCGGCUACAUUGAUUGUAGCAGCGUACAAUCCAAGCAUUUCCGACCAGAAUGGAUCAUACAUGGUCAACAGCCAGGUCAACAAUAGUGAGGCAGCGGAUUACGCUCUCGACUCACAAAAUGCAGAGAGGCUAUGGAGAAUCAGUGAGGACCUUGUUGGCCAGAAGUUCCGCUAUUAG
Molecule: messenger RNA, 963 nt
Organism: Penicillium pulvis
Lineage: Eukaryota; Fungi; Ascomycota; Eurotiomycetes; Eurotiales; Aspergillaceae
Product: short-chain dehydrogenase
Exons: 5
Coding region: 1-963 (320 amino acids)
Source: RefSeq, a predicted model, not a curated record